UUGCAACUUGAAAAGGUAGCUGGGAUCGGUUCGACAUAAAAAUUCAACAUGUUCAAGUACACCUCGCAUUUUGUGUGCGCGUUACUUUCAUGGGGUUUUUCUAAAGGCUUAGCUAACACCGAAAAUCAACAGUGUCCCGGAAUUCCAACGCACGAUCCACUGAAGGAUCGCGGAGAAGUCUGUCUGGUGGAACUAUCUCCAGUGCUGGAACACAUUGCCAAACAGCAGAAGCGAAAAGAAAGCACCUACGACUCCCGGAUAUUCAACGAAACGCAGACCAUACUGAAAAGUAUUGAGGGUCACCAAGGAGUCAGAGACAAGUACUUGAAGGCCCUGCAGAGCAAUAUGGAAGAUCAGUUGAAGGUGCUACAGGCUAAGAUAGCCCAGGAUGUCAACACAAUAUCCCUGGAGAAAUCAUUGCUACAAGUGCAGAAUGCGCUUCAAUGUUCUCUGGAUUCCAAAAAAAGUCCACCACCGGGUCAGACAGUGACAAUCAAUGUGAAAUUUGAGAAGAUGGGUAAAAAGUUAAUUUACAUCGAAAAGCACAUUAAGCAGACGUGGUUUAGUGCAGCGAGCAAAUGUCGUGAGAUGGGCGGUAAGCUGCUGUCGCCCCAAAACGAAACUGAACUGCUAUUCCUCCGACAGAAGCUUGAAGACAGUGGGUAUUGGUUGGACUACUGCAAUCUGGUCGACGUGGACAAGUGGAUUUCCUUGUCCACCGGAAAGGAAGCAUCGUUUUUAAAAUGGGGCAAGGGCGAGCCGAAAAAGGAAGCUAAUGCGCACUGCGUUUAUAUAUACGCCGGACUGUACCAUGCAAUUCCGUGCGACACUAGAAACUAUUUUAUUUGCGAAGUUGACGAAGGCUACUUCCACAAUUAUACUGAUAUUCAUCUUCAUAAUAAUACGAACAUUAAUAUAAAUCUUACGAUAAAUGUUAAUGUAAAGGAAGACUUAAAGAAAAAGGAAGAAGAGAAGAAAAAAGAAGAGGAAAGAAGAAAGGAAGAGGAGAAGAGAAGGGAGGAAGAUAGAAAGAGAGAAGAGGAACGCCGAAAGGAGGAGGAAAAGAGAAGACGAGAGGAAGAAAAGAGAAGAGAAGAAGCGGAACAAAAAAGACAAGAGGAAAUAAGGAGAGAAGAGGAAAGAAGAAGGCGAGAGGAAGAAAAGAGGAGGGAAGAGGAAAUAAGGAGGCAAGAACAGGAAAGGAAAAGGCAAGAAGAGGAACGAAAAAGACAAGAGGAGGAAAAAAGAAGACAAGAGGAGGCAAAGAGGAGAGAAGAGGAAAGAAUAAGACAGGAGGAGGCAAAGAGGAGAGAAGAGGAAAGAAUAAGACAGGAGGAGGCAAGGAGGAGAGAAGAGGAAAGAAUAAGACAAGAGGAGGCAAAGAGGAGAGAAGAGGAAAGGAGGAGGCAAGAAGAGGAAAUAAGAAGACAAGAGGAGGCGAAGAGGAGAGAAGAGGAAAGAAUAAGACAGGACGAAGCAAAGAGGAGAGAAGAGGAAAGAAUAAGACAGGAGGAGGCAAAGAGGAGAGAAGAGGAAAGAAUAAGACAGGAGGAGGCAAAGAGGAGAGAAGAGGAAAGAAUAAGACAGGAGGAGGCGAAGAGGAGAGAAGAGGAAAGAAUAAGACAAGAGGAGGCAAGGAGGAUAGAAGAGGAAAAGAGGAGGCAAGAAGAGGAAAAAAGAAGACAAGAGGAGGCGAAGAGAAGAGAAGAGGAAAGGAGGCGAGAAGAGGAAAGGAGGCGAGAAGAGGAAAAGAAAAAAGUCGAGGAGCAAAGGAAAGAACAAGAAAGGAAAUCAUCUGAGAAGUGUAAAACAAAUCAGAGAAAGAAGACUAAGGUAUGUACUUCUUGCUGGACAGAGAAUGGUGCAAGAAAAUGCCAGCAAUGCAAAAUAGACCGUAACAAAAAGUCAACAUGUUCGGAAAUCGACGAGGGUAGUAGCUAUUCUUCCAAUAGUUAUUACUAUACUUAUAACAGUUAUAGUAGACCUUUACGAUUUAGGUGGAGCAUAGGUUGGUAUUAUUUUUAUUAUUGGUGGGAAUAAGAUAAUUUAUAACAAGGUACAGAGAAAAUCAGGUAUAAUAAUUGGUUGAUUGUCAUAAUGAUUCUGGCUAAAAAUAUCACCUUGUAAAAUAAAUUAUUAAAAUGUA
Messenger RNA from Drosophila biarmipes, 2146 nucleotides. RefSeq lists its product as uncharacterized. The transcript has a single exon. The coding region runs from base 49 to 2040 and encodes 663 amino acids. The record is from RefSeq and is a predicted model, not a curated record. NCBI's taxonomy places the organism in Eukaryota, Metazoa, Arthropoda, Insecta, Diptera, Drosophilidae.